Molecule: messenger RNA, 495 nt
Organism: Pocillopora damicornis (cauliflower coral)
Lineage: Eukaryota; Metazoa; Cnidaria; Anthozoa; Scleractinia; Pocilloporidae
Source: RefSeq, a predicted model, not a curated record
AUGCAAGCCCUGAAGGUCACGCCAGAAAGACUGGAUCAAUUGCAGCGUAGCACAAGUCACGAUGACACCUUGCAGACACUGAAAACCACCAUUCUGACCGGAUGGCCAAUGCAGAAAGAUCAAGUACCAAUCAAGAUCCGGGAGUAUUGGUCUUACCGCGACGAGCUGUCAGUACACAAUGGUGUUCUUUUCAAAGGCUCGAGAGUAGUCAUCCCCCAGUUACUGAGACCUGAAGUGAAAUCCAAAAUUCAUUCCAGCCAUUUAGGAGUAGAGGCUUGCCUAUGCAAAGCUAGAGACACUGUAUUCUGGCCUGGUAUGAAUGCAGAAGUGAAGGACCAAAUCAAACAAUGUUCAAUUGGCAACGAAUUUCAAGCUAAGAAUCAGAAGCUCCCAAUGCAAAGCCAUGACCUUCCUGACCGCCCGUGGAGUCGAGUUGCUGCUGACCGGUUCACACUUCAUGGCAAGGAAUAUAUCGUGCUUGUUGACUUCUAUUAG